Cladophialophora yegresii CBS 114405 is the source of this 255-nucleotide messenger RNA. RefSeq lists its product as uncharacterized. The coding region runs from base 1 to 255 and encodes 84 amino acids. The transcript has a single exon. The record is from RefSeq and is a predicted model, not a curated record. NCBI's taxonomy places the organism in Eukaryota, Fungi, Ascomycota, Eurotiomycetes, Chaetothyriales, Herpotrichiellaceae.
AUGCCUAAGCAAUCUUCAAAAUCGGGAAAGAGACAGAAGCGGGACGAUGACAACGAUUCGGACGAGAGCGCCGACGACGACAUCCAGCCCAUCCACUUCUUCGUCCCGGGCGAAAACAUCAAUGCGGCAGUUCUGGUGGAAUAUAUCAAUCGCUAUGUGGACCGGACGGCGAAGAUUACAUCGGCUCAGCAUCCCACAGUACGAUUGAGUGGUUGUGGCAUUCUCAAUUGGUCCUGGCUGACUAUUUCAGGAUAA